CCAUCAUUGCUGUCUGGUUGGGGAUUGCUUGUGCAUAGCCAGAUGCAUGUGUGUCGUGCGUGUCAGUGUGAUGUUAACCAGAUGGGUAUGCACGUCGGCACGUGUCUCUGUCUGUCUGUGUACAGUACAGUGAGUAGUCAGCCAUGUUGACCAUGUGGUGUACAGUGCAUUCAUUCCUCCGUCUUGCAGUCAGUAUUGUCGAGCGAUGUACGACCAAAAAGGAUGCAGCCAACGACAGACAAAGAAGGGCCAUUCACCCCAACUCCCAAUCACUCCAUGCACCCACGACACACUUCCGCACUUCCGCGCCAUCCUGUGUCCACCCUUCAGCACCUUGCGCAACAUGCAGGAUCAGGGGGCCACUUCAAGCCGAGACAGAUGCACCCGCGGCAUGCGCGAGCGGCCGUCGCGCGAAGGGCAGCGCCGGGAGUCUCUUGUGCUGGAGCGGAACCGAAGACGGAAGUGACGCGCGCCAUCUCUUCGGUAUCUUGCGAUCUCUGGGCGUGCCCGAGAGCACUGAUGGUGAGGAGAACCAGAACGAAGAGUGCCUUGCGACCUGACAUGACGAACGGCGCUCUCCAAGUGGGGGCCGGAUGGGGGUCUGCCGUCUCGGCAGAUCUCUGACUGAGUGAGAGAUGUGCCUCCAUACAUCCAUCGUCCUUGUCGCCGCGUUGGCCCUUGCUCCUGCCUCUGCGAACCGCAUCCAGAGCAGUGAGACAAAGUCGUAUACGACUGCCGCGCCCUUCCGCCUGAAUCCUGUGACGCGGUCAGGCGAACACUCAUCAUGCCAGAGGGCAGGACGGGACGGGGCAGAUGAUCGAUCAUUGAAUAUACAAGCCUUUUCACAGCUCACAUAAAAUGAAUUGACAUGAGCCCGCUCACAUCAUGGCACAGCCAGGAAAACUGCACAACUGACCACACACAAAGAAGCGACAUUCCAGGUGUCAUGCUACACACACAAACACGCCUAGAGCUUGCUGCAUGGCCACGGCUGUCUGCAGUCCUCCUGCCAUAUCGUCUUCAUAUAGCGCGGCACCUCAGCGGCUGAAAACAAAGACUUGAGGCGCAUUUUGGGGCUGGGGGACGUGUCAACAGAAGCAGUGCCGCUCUCUUCCUCUGCCGGCACGGCGAGAGCCGCCAGCUGGAAGUGGAUGUCGUCCUGAUAGAAGAGGAGCAUGUAGUGCUCGCGUGUCGUGUCGCUGUCGAGCCGGUAGUUGUAUACCCGCCCCGUCUGCUGCGAUAGAAUGAUGAAGCCGACAUCCAGCACGUCCUCAAGCAGCUCUGCAUGGAUGAUGCAAACCACAAGACAGGCAGACACAAGAAAGCUGAUGAGAAUGCUCGCCCGAAUUGUGUACCCACGUGUGUGCCUGGUCUCACCGAGGUCGACUGCCGUUCCCCAGUGGCUGUUGCCGCAUUGGGACAGCUCAUGUUCCACCGCAUCUGCCUUCUGCGCCAUCGUUGACGUAUCCCAUAUCACGCCUGGCAACACACCACACACAGAACACAUACGUAGACAGAUCAGCCGCUCACAUGGCCUCGCGCACAGUUGUCUGCUUGUGUACCUUUGGUAUCGACGUAUGCGUCCUGUUCCAUGAUCGCCGAUGGACUCCAUUCAUCAGGCCACUGCUCGCCACUCGCCUCCAAUGCCACGAAGGCGUCCAUGCGCUCUCUGAAGAGCUUCUCGUCAUACUCGCCACCUUCUCUGCGUCCCACAAACGCACGCGCGACGAUGCGCCUCAAUUUUGGGACCGUGUAGGGGCUGCCGUCGGUGUCAACAAGCCCGCCAGACGCCAGGCCUUCGGCGAUAGAAUAGAACAGACAAUCACCACCUCCACCAGUCUCCUGAAACAACAUCAAGAAGCAGACGCGGUGACAUGAGAGAUCAGGUGCAGGUGCAGACGAACACAUGUGUUCGUCUGUUCUCUUCUCUGCCUGCGUGCAUUCACCUUUCGACAGAUGGUUUGGUCGUUGUCGGCAUUCCUCUGGCGCCACCGGGAUGGCAUCUCUUCCCACUCCCUACCAAACGACCUGCAGCCAGACGUUCUGCCUACACCAAGCACCUCGAGGGCGCUGCGCCAUGAUCCGACGCCGCCACCGCGCACGACGAAGACGUUGGCUCUCCGCAAUGGAUGGUUCAUGUGGCUGAUUACUGUGACCCUUCUGUCAGCCUCUCGCCGCCUCUGCGACAAUGAAAGUGCGGCCGCAGAGAGGACAUAAGCCAUAAUGGACGGGACCAGGCAGGAUGGCGACAUCGAGAGAGGAGGUUCCG
This is a messenger RNA of Vitrella brassicaformis, 2269 nucleotides long. NCBI's taxonomy places the organism in Eukaryota, Vitrellaceae. The record is from the annotation of a GenBank genome assembly.